Naumovozyma dairenensis CBS 421 is the source of this 681-nucleotide messenger RNA. RefSeq names its product iron-sulfur cluster assembly protein CIA2 (gene CIA2). Lineage: Eukaryota; Fungi; Ascomycota; Saccharomycetes; Saccharomycetales; Saccharomycetaceae. The transcript has a single exon. Gene Ontology annotation, biological process: iron-sulfur cluster assembly. The record is from RefSeq and is a predicted model, not a curated record. The coding region runs from base 1 to 681 and encodes 226 amino acids.
AUGUCUGAAUUUAUUAACGAGAACCCGGAUGUUAUAGAUAGUGACGAACUACCAUCCAGAAAGGAAAACAUCACUGGUGAUUUAUUAUUAAGUGGAAUAAGUAAUGAAACAACUUUACAAAGAAAGAAGUUGUUACUUUCUAUUGAUAACUCUAAGUCCAAGGUCCUUCAAAACAUUGAAUUACUAGAUAAGCUGCUCUUAAUAAAUCCGCCAGAAUUGACAUCUGAUGAGGAAUCUAUAGAGGAAUCAGAUGAUGAAGAUGAUGCAUAUGGUAAUACCGAUCCAAAAGAUGUAGUUGACACACAAGAAAUAUACGAUCUCACGGCACAUAUUUCUGACCCAGAACAUCCAUUAAGUUUGGGUCAACUUUCUAUCGUGAACUUACCCGAUAUUGAAGUCCAUGACUGUGGUGAUCCAAAUAAAAUGGUAGAAGUUAUCAUUAGAAUUACACCUACUAUUACACAUUGUUCUCUUGCUACAUUAAUAGGUCUUGGUAUACGGGUGAGAUUAGAAAGAGCAUUACCUCCAAGAUUUAGAAUCACUAUAUUACUAAAGAAAGGUACUCAUAAUAGUGAAAACCAAGUUAACAAACAACUAAAUGAUAAGGAACGUGUAGCUGCAGCUUGUGAAAAUGAGCAGCUUCUAGGUGUUGUGUCAAAGAUGUUAUUAACUUGCAAAUAG